Molecule: messenger RNA, 3427 nt
Organism: Mobula hypostoma (lesser devil ray)
Lineage: Eukaryota; Metazoa; Chordata; Chondrichthyes; Myliobatiformes; Myliobatidae
Gene: u2surp
Product: U2 snRNP-associated SURP domain containing
Exons: 29
Coding region: 337-3261 (974 amino acids)
Biological process (GO): RNA processing
Cellular component (GO): nucleus
Molecular function (GO): RNA binding
Source: RefSeq, a predicted model, not a curated record
CCCUCCCGCGCCAUCGAUGCCUGUCCUCGCUCUGUGCUCGAUUAACCCGUGGGGGGAGAAGAUGGCGGACAAAACAGCGCCGUGCUUAGGGAACGGCAGUGUGUGCGGUUCUUGCCAGACAUGAGAUUCUUCAAUUUCUUGUACAUGAGAUUCUAAGAUGUUAAUAUUUUGGAAGAUGUGAGUAGGAUAAUCAUUGGAAAGAAUCUCUCAUUCUACAAACUUGCAUGUGCAAGUAAUGUGUUGCUGAGUUUUUUUGUCUGCAUCAGUAAGAAAUCUGUCAAGAGAUACAAUCAGUGAGUGCUUUAUCAACAACAAAAAACCCAGAGCCCCGGCAAAAUGACUUCCUCAAAAAGGACCCUCAGUAAAAAGGAACAGGAGGAAAUUAAAAAGAAGGAAGAUGAGAAGGCAGCAGCGGAGAUAUAUGAAGAGUUUUUGGCCUCUUUUGAGGGGGCUGACUCCAGCAAAGUAAAAGCUUUUGUAAGAGGAGGCAUUGUAAAUGCAACAAAAGAACGAUUCGAGGAACAGAAAGGAAAACUAUACAAGCCUUCUACACGGGUUCCUGAAAUAAAGAACGUAAUGCCAGAUAAAUCUUCUCCACCGUCUUUCGUAUCUGAUCCCAAGAAGCCUCCCCUAAAGAAGGGUGAAAAGGAGAAGAAGAAAAGUAAUUUGGAGCUUUUCAAAGAGGAAUUAAAACAAAUCCAGGAAGAACGUGAUGAACGGCAGAAAACAAAAGGGAGUAAGGAUACUUCUUUCAGACCUAGUCGUUUUGAACCUCUGCCGUCAGAAGAUUCUUCGCAAAGUCGCCGCUCUUCUGAAUCUUCAAGGCGAAACAGACAAACAAAUGCACUUGAAGAAUUUACUCCUGGCUCUCAUGAUUCUGGAGAUCCAACUACAACUAAUUUAUAUAUUGGCAACAUUAAUCCGAAGAUGAAUGAAGAAAUGCUAUGCCAAGAAUUUGGACGCUUUGGCCCCUUGGCUAGUGUUAAGAUUAUGUGGCCCAGAACAGAAGAAGAAAGAGCCAGAGAAAGAAAUUGUGGAUUUGUAGCCUAUAUGAACAGAAGGGAUGCUGAAAGAGCUUUGAAAAAUCUAAAUGGGAAGAUUAUUAUGGAUUUUGAAAUGAAGUUGGGCUGGGGGAAAGCUGUGCCCAUUCCACCUCACCCUAUUUAUAUUCCACCUGCUAUGAUGGAGUUGACUCUACCACCACCUCCAUCUGGGUUACCUUUCAACGCUCAGCCACGGGAGAGACUAAAGAACCCCACAACACCAGUGAUGCCACCGAAAAAUCAAGAUGACUUUGAAAAGACUCUGUCGCACGCCAUAGUCAAAGUGGUUAUCCCAACAGAAAGAAACUUGUUGUGUGUAAUUCAUCGGAUGAUCGAAUUUGUUGUGCGUGAAGGACCUAUGUUCGAAGCAAUGAUCAUGAACAGAGAAAUAAACAACCCCAUGUUCAGGUUCCUUUUUGAGAAUCAAAGCCCUGCCCAUGUUUAUUAUAGAUGGAAGUUGUAUUCCAUACUCCAGGGUGAUUCUCCAACUCGGUGGAGAACAAUGGAUUUCCGCAUGUUUAAGAAUGGAUCAUUUUGGCGGCCGCCGCCUCUAAAUCCAUACCUGCAAGAAAUAUUAGAAGAAACAGAGACUCGAGCUGAAGAGAAUGUGAAGAAAGGACAGUUAAAAGAAGAAAGUCAAAGAGAUAAAUUGGAGGAGCUCUUGCGUGGAUUAACACCUCGAAAAAAUGAUGUUGGCGAUGCUAUGGUGUUCUGUCUGAAUCAUGCUGAGGCUGCUGAAGAAAUAGUGGAAUGUAUUGCAGAAUCAUUGUCCAUUUUGAAAACUCCAUUGCCUAAAAAGAUUGCCAGGCUUUAUUUGGUGUCAGAUGUGUUAUACAAUUCAUCAGCUAAAGUUGCAAAUGCCUCAUAUUACAGAAAAUAUUUUGAAUCUAAGCUGUGCCAGAUAUUUGCAAACCUUAAUGCAACUUACAAGUCAAUUCAAGGUCACUUACAGUCUGAGAAUUUCAAGCAAAGAGUAAUGGGCUGCUUUAGAGCAUGGGAAGAUUGGACAGUUUAUCCUGACCCAUUCCUCAUUAAACUACAAAAUAUCUUUCUUGGACUUGUAGAUCUCGAGGAUGAAAGUAAAGAACUCUGCAAACCUCAGGAAGGAGAAGCUGGGGGAACGCACAACAGUUAUCAUCGAUGGGUCAGCAGUGAAAGGCCAGACCCUGAAGAUCUUGAUGGAACACCGGUUGAGGAUGAAAUUGAUGGUGCCCCAUUGGAGGACGUAGAUGGAGUUCCAAUUGAUUUGAACACUGGAAUGGAUGACCUAGAUGGUGUCCCUAUGAAGGUGCUAGAUGAUGACCUUGAUGGGGUUCCCAUUGAUGGCAUUGAAGACACCAACACCAAGAAGUUUCAGUCAGUUUUUAAAGUUGCUCCAUCAAAGUGGGAAGCAGUUGAUGAGGCAGAAUUAGAAUCUCAGGCUGUCACAACUUCAAAGUGGGAACUCUUUGACCAACCAACUGAAUCAGAGGAAGAUGAACAACCAGUGGACAGUACAUUAAAGGAAAGUGAUGAUGAAGACGAUGAUGAUGUUGACGAUCAAAUCUCUAGAUCAGAAGAGUUGCUUUACUAUACUAACCCAGCAAAAGAAGAAACUUCAGAACCCAAACCUAUUCUUAAAUAUUCAGAAAUGUCUGAAGAGAAGCGGGCAAAACUUCGAGAAAUAGAGCUUAAGGUAAUGAAGUUCCAGGAUGAACUAGAAUCUGGGAAAAGGCCUAAAAAGGCAGGUCAGACCAUGCAGGAGCAAGUGGAACAUUAUCGAGACAAACUCCUUCAGCGGGAGAAGGAGAAAGAACUGGAAAGAGAAAGAGAGCGUGACAAAAAGGACAAGGAGAAAGAUGUGAUUAAAUCAGAGUUUCGCGUAAAAGAUAGGAAAGAAAAAGAGAGUUCCUCCUCACCUUCAGGCAAAGAGAGGAAAAGGAAACACAGUGCGUCAGUCAGUCCAACUCGUGUGGCGAGGCGUGUGAAAUCACCGUCACCACGUUCAGAACGGUCGGAUAGGUCGCGUACCAAAGACAGUCCACACACUCGAUCGGUGCAUAAAGACACAUCUAGAGAUACAAAUAAGAAGUCCAAAAGAUCACGAUCUGGCUCGAGGACUCCGAAAAGGUCCAAAAGGUCUCGUUCUAGGACUCCCAGAAAAUCUUCAAAAAAAUCUCGAUCCCAGUCCAGAUCUCCGCAUCGAUCACACAAGAAAUCCAAGAAGAGCAAACACUAGUGAACUGUCUAUCAUCAUUUUUCUGUAAUUUUAGUUUUGUCCUGUGCCUGAAACAAACUGAGGAAUAUCAUUCCUGGCUUUCUUUUGAAUGCACAUACAUUCAUUAUGAAUAUUCAACUCCCGUCAAUCUGUGUGCUUUUUUGUAUAUUAAAGAACUUGACUUCUA